CGGGAAUGGCGGUCAAUUUAACUCCGCGGUUCCGGCGGUUGGGGAGCGGGAGUUCCCUGAAGAGGCGGACAGAUUGUCCCUUUACAGUCAGAGGACCAAAAUCCUGGAAAUCCCUCCCUAACAGCACUAUGGGAGCACCUUCACCACAGCAAAAUUGUCAAAGGCUUUGAUGAGGGCAUUCAGAACCUUUUCAAGCGACGCAGCUUUGGAACAAUGUUAUUCAUGCCCUCCACACCCAGGUAGACUUGAGGCAACAGAGACGGCAUUGGAGAAUGCACAGUGAUUGCUUUACUGGUGCCGAUGCAGUUGAUGUGGUGCUCAGUCAUCUCAUGCAAAACGUAUACUUCAGCAACAGUGAGAUUUCACGUUUGAAGGUGGCUCGCCUUUGCCAGGCUCUGAUGGAUCACAAAGUGUUUUGCCCUGUUGGUUCUAGACUCUUCAGUAAAGAGCAGGAGAUGAUGUUUGAGGACCGCAGUAGCAGUCUCUAUAAAUUUCUGGACAGUUGCUCUUUGCCAGGAGCUGAGAAAGACCAAGAAACGGAAAAUUUGUUGUAUCAUGAGAGACCAGUGACAAAGAGGAAAUAUCCCAAACCAGAUAAAAUAACUUUAUCGAAUCCUCUUGCCUUGGAAACUCAUGAUAAAAGAAUUGAAGAGCUUUUGCAAACGAUCAACCUUCAUCCAUCACUAGCCCCAAACCUUAAAGUAAAAAGACCAACCAACCUGCUCUCCAAAAAAGUUGUAGAGGAUGUUUGGAAGCAAACCACUUUGUUGCAGCUGCUCCAUUUAAUUCACCUUCCCAUCUUGGACAGCAUCCUGGAGUCUCCUUUGAAGGUGGAAAAAAGGCGACUAGCUCAGUUCAAUCGGCAAACUGACCUCAUUAUCUCCAACACAUUCCUGGAUCGAGAGGUUUCUAAGAGCCUAAAUCUACCCUAUACUGAUGAGUGGUUCUCAGUGGCAGUUGAUUGCCUGGAAUAUUUCCCAGAUGAGGUGAUUGUGCGCGCAAGUGAACUGUUAUCUCAGAUCGUAAAUGACAGAGAGGCUGCAGGGACACACAAAAGGGUGCUAUUUGAAACUAUAGUGCGGCACUACAGUCAGAACAGGGAGCCACUUCUCCGUGACCGAUAUCUCGACAUACACGCAGGGAUCAUUGAACUUCUAGAAAGUGGGAAGACUGGACAAGCUCUGGAAGCUGCACAACUUUGUAUUGGGUUGUUGGAGCCUAACUGGAGAGAGGAACUGCACAGAUUGCUGUCCUUCAUGGCUGUUGCAGCUGCCCCUGGUGCUUGCAAACUACAGAAACAGAGUGCCAACAGAACUGUGAUAAGGAGAACCUUCACCAAAGCUAUUGUACAAAGCAAAUUUCGAUCAAAAACACAGGCUGAGAAACUGGUCGUAUUCCUAAUGGAUAACCACACUGACAUCUUCAAGAUCCCUGGUUCUUUGCUUCAGAUGGUCAGGAAGAAGCUUUUUUUCCUUCAGGAAGGAGGGGAUCCUGAUGCUUCUGCAGCUUUUACAUUCUGCCAGCAAAUAACACAAAAGGAGUUUGAUGAGCAGAAAAACAAAACCACCAUAGACCAGCUUCAACGGUUAGUCCAGGACAUCAGUCAAAACUCCAAAAUAUCUGUAAAAGAGCGAAACAGACUUCUUCAGGAAUUCCAGAAACAACAUCCUUUAGUGUUUCUUCAGCAUUUCUCAAAUAUCAUUUAGGAGGAGAAUAUUAGUAAGGUUGUUCCUGUAUAUUUUUUUUUGAAAAACUAGCAUUUUGCGUAAUUGCAAGAAUUUAGUGGCACUCUCCACAAUUGUAAAAAUUACAAAAUGGGAGCUGGCCAUUUGACGCUUGUGACAGUGGUAUGUUCAUUUCUCUACUAAAAUCUUGGCUAGUGGCUUUAUCCAUUUGAUUGUGAUUUAAUUUAUUUGCACUGAAUGAGACUUAACAAAUUGUCAAUGCUGUAAAGUUUCCUUGAUACUACUGAUUUAUGUUGUGUCCUAAAUAUUUCGGUGGGAACAAUUGUUUACCUUUUGUUUAUCUGGGUUGCCACGUGUGGUCGCUCUCCUGAAUUUUUGCUACCACCGGAAAGCCUCGUCUGCUGGCUCCAUUGAUUAUGGGUAACAACAUGAUUUCCUGCUGGGCACAGUCAGCUUGUGAGACUCCAUGCAGAAGCGUGAACUCAUAAUACAAGCGUACAAAUUAGGAGCAGGAGUAGGCCACUUGGCCCUUCGAGCCUGCUCUGACUGAUCUGAAUGUAACCUCAACCCCACAGUCUUGCCUACCCCGAUUAACCCCUCACCCCUUGUUAAUCAAGCAUGUAUCCAGCCCUGCCUUAAAUAUAUUCAAAAAUUGUGCUUCCACAGCCUUUUGAGAAAGAGUUCCAAACACACUCAACCCUCAGAAAAAAUUUCUCCUCACUUCUGUCUUAAGUGGGCAACCUGGUAUUUUUGAACAGUGACCCCUAGUUCUAGAUUCUCCCACCAGAGGAAACAUUCUCUCCACAUUCGCCCUGUCAAAACCCUCAGGAUUUUCUGCUUCAAUCAAGUUGCCCCUUACUCUUCUAAAUUCCAGUGGAUACAAGCCUAACCUGUCCAGCCUUUUCUCAUAAGACAACCUGCCCAUUCCUGUUAUUAGUCUAGUAAACCUUCUCUGAACUGUUAA
Messenger RNA from Carcharodon carcharias (great white shark), 2649 nucleotides. It is a transcript of the gene depdc4, whose product is annotated as DEP domain containing 4. The transcript is spliced from 10 exons. The coding region runs from base 273 to 1706 and encodes 477 amino acids. Gene Ontology annotation, biological process: intracellular signal transduction. Lineage: Eukaryota; Metazoa; Chordata; Chondrichthyes; Lamniformes; Lamnidae. The record is from RefSeq and is a predicted model, not a curated record.